CUACUGAACUCUUGGAGCAAAGGAUGGAAUAAUUGGGUUUUUGUUAUCAGCCUAACGUUUAUCCCUUUCAGUAUCAGUUCUUCUAUGAUGACUCUGGCGCCGUACUCGGGUGUUAUCUUAUCCCUGCACAUCCCUAUCGGCGGGAUGGUCAACCAGAACCAACCCUUUUCCAAGAGAUCAGCUAUAUAUUCAUUCAUUCGCAUCGCUAGUAUAUGCCCCGUAUAUGGUCAUGGACCUAGAAUUUGCCUGGGAAGGAUAUUUGCUGAAUUGCAAAUGCAAGUAUUCAUCGUCAAGUUGAUCAGAUCGUACAAGUUGGGAUAUCAUUACGAACCGUUGAAAUACAAUUCAUGUACGUCCCGGAUCCGCGAAUUGAAAUUUAAAAUGACUAAAAGGUCUUAA
Molecule: messenger RNA, 399 nt
Organism: Adelges cooleyi (spruce gall adelgid)
Lineage: Eukaryota; Metazoa; Arthropoda; Insecta; Hemiptera; Adelgidae
Product: probable cytochrome P450 301a1, mitochondrial
Exons: 3
Coding region: 85-399 (104 amino acids)
Molecular function (GO): oxidoreductase activity, acting on paired donors, with incorporation or reduction of molecular oxygen; monooxygenase activity; heme binding
Source: RefSeq, a predicted model, not a curated record